Molecule: messenger RNA, 1653 nt
Organism: Dunckerocampus dactyliophorus (ringed pipefish)
Lineage: Eukaryota; Metazoa; Chordata; Actinopteri; Syngnathiformes; Syngnathidae
Product: 5-hydroxytryptamine receptor 3A-like
Exons: 9
Coding region: 25-1422 (465 amino acids)
Biological process (GO): nervous system process; monoatomic ion transmembrane transport; regulation of membrane potential
Cellular component (GO): synapse; neuron projection; membrane
Molecular function (GO): extracellular ligand-gated monoatomic ion channel activity; neurotransmitter receptor activity; transmembrane signaling receptor activity
Source: RefSeq, a predicted model, not a curated record
GCCUCCGUCCAGCAAGGUAGAACGAUGCGUUCGCUGCCUCAUUGUUCCGCUGCUUACGUAAGCACACACCUUAUAAAGCUCACGCUGCGCUCGGGGCCCACAGCCAUGUCAGGUUGGAGCACGCUCGCUCUCCUCGUCUUCACUGCCUCCUGCGGUACGGCCUUGGACUGCUCCUACGAGACUCUGCUCAGCCACCUGAAGCUCAGCACCUCCAAUGACCUUCUGUCCAUCAUGAGACCUGUCAAAAACUGGACCGAAACCACUAGGGUCCGCUUGGACAUGCUGCUUUACGGUAUCAUAGAAGUGGAUGAGAAGUCCCAAACCCUCACAAGCCACGUGUGGAUCCAAAUGAUCUGGAAAAGUGACUUUCUCACUUGGACCCCAUCCAAGUUUUGUGGGAUCGAAAAGUUGGCUUUUCCCAAGUCCAAGCUCUGGAUCCCGGAUAUCAUCAUCCAAGAGGACACCUCGGACACGGGGAGCAUCACAGCCAGUCCGUUUGUGACGGUGCACUCCAACGGUAUGAUGCAAAUGUACAUUCGGCAGCGGCUGACCUCCACCUGCACCCUUGACCUUUACAACUUCCCCUUCGAUAAGCAGAGCUGUGAAAUCACUUUUAGAUCCAUGAACUUUAACGAUAAAGGUAUUAACCUGGGGACCAUCAGCUCUGAUGACAUCAUCAGCGACAUCUCCGAGCAGAUAAUGGUGACUCGGGGGGAGUGGAGGCUGGAGGCCCUGGAAGCUGACAAAAAUGUGACGACGGGCAAGAACUCAAACCCAAGCCAACUGAUCUACCAGGUGAGAAUCGUCAGGAAGCCCAUGCUCUACAUCAUCAUCUUCAUCGUGCCGCUCUUAUGCCUGCUCUUCCUGGACUUGACGUCCUUCUUCAUCAGCGAGGCCCGCGGCGAGAAGCUGAGCUUCAAAAUCACAGUGCUGCUGUCCAUCUCUGUCCUGCUGCUCAUUCUCAAGGACAUGCUGCCCUCCACCGAGGAAAAGCUGCCGCUGAUAGCGAGCUACUGCAUUGGGGUUUUUGCCCUGGUGGGGUUCAGCGUGCUGGAGGCCAUGCUGGUGAGCUUCCUCAUCGACAUGGACAACGCCAAGACGGUGCGCAGCCCCGACAACUCCUGCAUGGAUGUCCACGUUGCGGCCGAGAAGCAGAAAGAGCCCAUGAAGGACACAGACGACGUGAAACUCGCUGAAGGCCAGCGUCCUUCGGAGCGCGACCUGAUGAAGAUGGUCUUGCAGGAAGUGAGGGCAUGCCAGCAGGAAGUGGGAAAAGGAGGCGCUGUCAAGCCAAAGCCCAGCUGCUACAGAAGAGCGGCUGGAAUCAUAGACGCCGUGUACUUCUGCCUCUACAUUUGUACUGUUGGGAUAUUUGUUGUGACGACAUAUCACAUGUGGGUGCCACACGGUUUUUUUGAAUGAGAGCAAUCCUAAAACUAGUACUUGACAAAAUGAUAAUCUCACAGUCUCUGUCUGUAUUGUCCUGAUUGUUGAGCAGAGUGAUUAUUUAUCUUUCAUCUUUUAAUAUAAAGAUGAUUUGUUCCAUAAAUAAUGUUUAGACACUUCCCAGCAUGUUACAUGCUUUGUGAUUAGUAUGAAACAGCGACAGGGAGGAAGAAGUGUUCUGAUUAAAUUUGUGUUGUGUGUUUAAGU